UUCCCUAACACCAACGUGACAUAUGAUUCCUGAGGCAAGCAAGAGAAUCUUUUGAACCAGUCCAUUUCUUCAUCCAGUUUUCUUUGACGUCUUUGACAUAUCCACCCUUUAAGCUUAAGAAAAACAAAUACAAAGCAGUUUGUCAAAUUUGAUCAACAACUGGAAUUCUGAUUGCGAGAGCAAUCAAAAGAUUGCAUUUUGCAAAAGACUUUACUGUUGCUCGUCCAAAAGUCUCCCUUUGUUUAAUAAUAAACCAAGUCCAACGCUUGUUUAUAUUGGCUUCCGAAGCGGCUGCCAUAAGGAUUUGCAGCUGUCCAGGGUGGUUGAAGGUUUGUGGUGGAGGAAGGUGGAAAGGCGGCGCCUUUCUAGGGUUCGUUCCACACUUCAAGGAAUUCACGUUUCAAAUGGAGGAGCAUGGUGAUCAUUUACCUGAAGGCACCAAACCGAAAGAGUAUAUUCCGAAAACUCUCAAGCACCCUGUCAAUUACGACUACAAAGAACGAUCAUUUACUAAGGAAGCAAUGAAUGCGCAACACGAUAAUGGACAGAAACAUCUUGUAAAAGGUUCAAAUUCUUGGUCGACAGACAGAGGCAGCUCAUCGGAAGAUGCCUCCAGAAAAACUAGAAAGAAGCAUCACAACCAAAGCUACGAAACUCCCAUGGAAGAUGUUGUAGUGCCACCGUUUGCAGACUGGGAGAAAAAUCCUGAAUCUGCUGAAAAUUAUACAGAUGUGUUUCAGAUAAUAGGCGAUAGUCGAAAAACUCCCGGUACUCCAAUCAAGUAUUCAUUUGAGAAAAACACUAAACCAGAGAAUACUGAACCUAAGGGUUGUUUUGGACGCUGCUUCAGUUGGAUUUUAAAGUAAAGAUGUUGCUAGUAAACUUUGCGAAAAGUUUCUUUUUCAUGUUCAAGAGUUUCAAGAGUGUAUAUAUAUGCACCAGUCCAGUUCGGCUGAUAGAGUGUGAUUGUUGCUUUGAAGAACUCAGGAAAAUCUAUCUAAAUUUCGCGAAUAAGCAGCCAUUUGAAUGGCGAUAUAUAAUAUGCUUCAGAAUAGUUAGUUUGAGUUGAUUUCCUUAUUAUGCAUCAUGUAUCUUUGCGAACAUUUGCUAGAAAUUGGUGAGUGUAUUUAUCUUUGCGGA
Messenger RNA from Zingiber officinale, 1140 nucleotides. RefSeq lists its product as uncharacterized. The transcript has 4 exons. The record is from RefSeq and is a predicted model, not a curated record. Lineage: Eukaryota; Viridiplantae; Streptophyta; Magnoliopsida; Zingiberales; Zingiberaceae. The coding region runs from base 405 to 866 and encodes 153 amino acids.